AUGGUUACACUCCGUCGAACCUCAAAGCGAUUAGCUCGCGGUUCUGGUUCUGCAGCGAAAUCAGCAACUCCAGCUCGAUCGAAGACUACUCGACCUAUUCCGGCGAGUUACCCUUCUUCUCCGACGAUAUCACCUUCACAUUCACCUAUUCCGGUGAGAAACUUCCAAGAUCCAUCUAAUCCGGUGAAUCAUGUUACUUUUGGAGCCAAUCCUGCUUCCAUUGGAGUCAAUCCUACUUCCUCUUCAAUUCCGAUAAAAUAUUUCGGUGUUCCAAAUCCUAUCUCAUCUCAAAUGUCACAAGAACAAUUCGCAUUUGAUGGAAUUCAGUAUUCUCCUUACUUCUUGAACAGCGGCGACAAUCCAGGAUCUUAUAUCAUCUCUGAGGUACUUGAUGGAACAAACUAUAACACCUGGAAUAUAGCUAUCACUACCGCCUUAGAUAUUAAGAAUAAGCUUGCGUUUGUGGAUGGAUUUCUUGCUAGACCAUUAGAAACACAUCCACAUUAUCGCAUAUGGUCAAGAUGUAAUGCAAUGGUGAAAUCUUGGAUUCUGAAUUCUGUGACAAAAGAAAUUUAUGGAAGUAUUCUACGAUUCAAAGAUGCUUCUGCGAUGUGGCAAGACUUACUUGUGCGUUUUCACAUCACGAACUUGCCAAGAUCUUACCAACUUACACAACAAAUCUGGUCUCUUCAUCAAGGUGCAUUGCCUGGUAUGGCUUUCUCGUCCUCUACUUUAAAAUUUGUAGGGAUCUUGAGAGUCACCGGUAAUACAUUGUCAUCUAGGUCUAUGAUCAUAGAUAGUGGUGCUACUCAUCAUGUUUCACAUGAUAAGAGCUUGUUUGUGCAUAUGACUGAUAGUGUUUGUGGUAAAACAGUGACCUUACCUACUGGACCAGAUAUAUGGAUUGCAGGAAUUGGUCAGAUUAGACUAAAUGAUUCUCUGAUUUUGAGCAAUGUCCUUUAUAUCCCAGAUUAUGCCUCAAUAUCCUCAGUGUAA
This is a messenger RNA of Camelina sativa (false flax), 996 nucleotides long. The record is from RefSeq and is a predicted model, not a curated record. Lineage: Eukaryota; Viridiplantae; Streptophyta; Magnoliopsida; Brassicales; Brassicaceae.